AGAAGGAUAUCUUCGUGCGAGUCGUGAUCUGUGUUCUAGGGUCCCAACCGGGGUAAACUGGUGGUGUAGAAUGAUAAUACUGCGCGUGAAAAUCCGAACAACUAGAGCAGAGCAAGAGGGUGCGAUAUCCGAGAGCUGUUGUCGCGGAGGUCCUCCGCACGAGUAGCGCGUGAGAAGGGUGAUCUCGUGUGCGUGUAAGCACAGGGGGGACAUAUUCUGUGUACAGUAGAUCGCAACGCGUUUCGCACGUUUGGCGGCAUAUUUCGAUUCCGAACCGGUGACGGUUUACAGUAUAUAAGCGACUAGAGGGCUAGGCCGAGCCAUCAGUAGUAAUUUUAGGUCGCUCUACGCUAAUGUAGAGCGUUUUUUUUGUGCGUUUAUUUCGAGUAUCCUGUUUCGGGUUCUAACCGGGAGUUCUGUCUGUGUUCUAUUUUUCGUGCGUGCGUAUCGGUCCAAUAUUCUGCUGAAAUUUUGGUGAUUUACAAAAAACUUCAGAAUGAAGUUUUUCGCUGCAAUCUUGAUUGUGGCUUUAGCAGCACCUAGUUUAGGGAACCCUGCCCCAGACUGUCCGCCCGGUGGGCAUGGUGGUUACUCUUACCCAGCACCAGAAGUACAACUAUCAGUAGGCAAAGCAAUCAAUUCGGUUAGUGUCACCCCAGGAUUUUCGUCAUAUUCGGUUGAUGGCGCUGUCAAAUAUGCAUCCGUUGGUCCUUCGUACAGUUCGUACGAAGCAUCCCCAGCCUACUCUGCAUAUGGAAGUGAUUCCGGACUGAAACUUUCCAGUUAUGUUCCAGCUGUGAAAACCAUCUCGGCAACUCCUGGAAUUGUGUACGCGGGUAAAUCACCAGCCGCUUCAUUUGCUUCAGUAUUACCAGCGACAAAAUUAGUAUCGGCUGCACCUGCUUAUGUUUCCAAGGAAUAUUUACCGCCUGUAAAAACCGUGGUAUCCACGGGUCCAGCUUAUUCAUCGUACGAUGCUAGUCCAGCUAUUUCAGCAUACUCUGCAACGCCCGCCGUUUCUUCUUAUAUUUCUACACCAGCAGUUGGCAAGUUCGUGAGUUCUCCAGCCUACAGUUUUGCCGCACCCGUUGCUAAAGUUGCGUACGCUACUCCUGCCGUAAGUUACGCUAAGGUUGCUGCUCCUGCUGUUUCUUAUGGUGCCUAUGCUCCAGCUGCUAAAGUGGCAUAUUCAGCUCCAUCCGUUUCGUAUGCCUCGUACGCUCCGGCUGCCAAAGUGGCGACUUAUUCUGCACCAGCUUCUUACGCCUCUUAUGUUCCAGCUGCAAAGGUAGCAACUUAUGCCGCUCCCGCAGUGUCCUAUGCCUCAUACGCUCCUGCUACUAAGGUGGCCAGCUACGCCGCACCGGCUGCUUACGCCUCAUAUGUUCCAACUGCAAAGGUAGCAACUUAUGCUGCUCCCGCCGUUUCUUACGCAUCCUACGCCCCAGCUACCAAAGUGGCAAGUUACGCAGCUCCAGCUACUUACGCAUCAUAUGUUCCUGCAGCCAAGAUAGCGACUUAUGCCGCACCCUCUGUAAGUUACGCAUCGCCAGUCGCUAAGGUCGCUGUAGCUGCACCAGCGUAUGCGUCAUACGCUCCAGCUGCAAAAGUUGCCACAUACGCUGCCCCAGCUGCCUACGCGUCAUACGCUCCGAUAUCGAAAGUAGCAACCUACGCUGCACCAGCUAGUUAUGCUUCGUACGCUCCUGCAGCGAAAGUAGCUUAUGCGGCUCCAGCAUCGUAUGCAACAUCUUAUGCCACCAGCUCUAAAGUCGCCUAUGCAGCUCCAGUCGCGAAAGUUGCCGCGUACGCUGCCCCGGCAGCUUAUGCUUCGUAUGCACCUGCAGCAAAGGUUGCAUACGCUGCUCCAGCCGUCUCCUAUGCUGCCGCUACUCCUGCCAUAUCAAAAUAUGUUUCUACGCCUGCAGUGUCUUCAUAUUACUCAACGCCAGGUCUCUCUAAAUAUACUGCCGGACCGGCAAUUUCCAGCUCUUAUGUCUCAGCACCAUACUCAGCGCACGCAUAUACACCAGCUGUUUCAAAAUACGUAUCUGGUCCUGCCAUUUCCUCGUACUCAGCUACACCGGCUGUAUCGUCCUAUUACUCUGCUCCUGCCAUAUCAAAAGUGGUAUCCAGUCCUGCGUAUUCUUCAUAUGUGUCAGCUCCCGCCAUUGCCAAGGUGGCUGCAAUUCCGGCUGUUUCGACAUCGUACGUGGCACCCGCUGUAUCAUCUGCUUAUGUCGCGCCAGCUAUUUCUAAAAUUUCAGCAGCGCCAGCAAUCUCUACUGCCUAUGUAUCCGGACCGGCUGCUGGAGGAUACCUGUCAGGUCCGUCAUAUGCCGGAUAUAGUUCUGGUCCAGCCAUUUCCAAGUAUUCCGUAGCUCCAGCCGUUUCUAGUUACAGUUCCGGGGCUGCUUUUUCAAAACUGGUGUCAGGACCGGCAUAUUCCAGCUACCACAGUACUCCGGCCAUUUCGAAGGUGAUUUCCACCCCAGCAGUAGCUGCGUACAGUGCUGGUCCAGCAUAUUCAGCCUACUCGGUUGCACCCACAGUAGCUAAGUACGCUACCUCCCCCGCUAUCGCCACCUAUGCAUCCUCCGGUGCUAGUCACGGAUACUAUGGAGGAUCGGAUUUCUCUUCUGCACACUAUGGAGGAAUUCGCUAUGCUUCAGCUGUUCCAGCAAUUUCUACUAGCUAUGCGGCUGCACCAGUUGCUACUAUCGUGAAGUCUGCAGUUCCAGCUACCAUUGUGAAGACAGUUGCAGAGAAGCAUCUCGAAUACUACGAUGAUCAUCCACGGUAUGCGUUCGAAUACGGAGUCAAUGAUCCGCUAACAGGAGAUCACAAGCACCAAAAGGAGGAACGCGAUGGCGAUGUUGUGCGGGGUCAGUACUCUUUGGUCGAACCAGAUGGUAAUGUGCGCACGGUUGACUACUACGCCGAUUGGGCUACCGGUUUCCACGCCACCGUGACCAACAGUAGGGACCAGGUCCAUGCGACUAAAGUACUAGGAAAACGUGCCGUUGUUAAAGCGUAAAACUUCAGGCGAAAACUUUCUGCCGCCUAAUUGACCCACGACGAAACUGUGUAUAAAUGUUUUUAGUUGUUAGAUUGUAAGUAAUGAAGAAAAGAACCCACGCAAAUUAUUUAUUGAUCAAAGCAAAACGCCAGCUACAGCGAGAGAGGAAGCUUUUAAACGAGCCAUUUGUUUAAAUAUUUGUUGUUUUUAGCCUCGAUCUUCCAUUUGUUCCGUUCCGUCCUGUAUUUCUUGUAUAUACUAAUUUUAAUCAAACAUUAAGCAUCACUAAAACUAAUUCAAUGCCAUUACCCUUUCUUAUUAUUUUUCACUUUCCUGUUAUCCUUCAUUCUGUCAAAAUCUAUGGUUUUAAAGAGAAAUGCCAGCAACUGUAAGAGAUAUUAAGCAUUUGACUCAUUAAAAGGAAAACGCAUGAUUUCAAUGUGAUAAACGUGUCAUAAAAUAUUAUUUGUAUUUGUCUAAAAGAAAGAAAAUUAAUAAAAAUAUGAAAAAUA
Messenger RNA from Topomyia yanbarensis, 3531 nucleotides. It is a transcript of the gene Cpr76Bd, whose product is annotated as paternally-expressed gene 3 protein. NCBI's taxonomy places the organism in Eukaryota, Metazoa, Arthropoda, Insecta, Diptera, Culicidae. The transcript has 3 exons. The record is from RefSeq and is a predicted model, not a curated record. The coding region runs from base 497 to 3037 and encodes 846 amino acids.